Molecule: messenger RNA, 5259 nt
Organism: Silurus meridionalis
Lineage: Eukaryota; Metazoa; Chordata; Actinopteri; Siluriformes; Siluridae
Gene: nek9
Product: serine/threonine-protein kinase Nek9
Exons: 23
Coding region: 548-3379 (943 amino acids)
Biological process (GO): protein phosphorylation
Cellular component (GO): centrosome
Molecular function (GO): ATP binding; protein kinase activity; protein kinase binding
Source: RefSeq, a predicted model, not a curated record
GGAGAAACGGGACCGGACUGGGGAAAAGUGAUGAAGGAAGUCAGGGGUCUGGAUGUAAAUGUCAUUUAGGCAGAAACCGUGUCGUUGUAUGAGUUUUAUAUAAUUCUGUAAGGUUUCCCUGGAGGUCUGAGUUUGCUGACUAUGUUACCGCAGUUUGUCAAAUCCUCGUCGUGCCUGCCAAACUAGCUAGCUUAUAGCUAACGUCAAACUUUUUAACUUUUUCUUUUUUUCUAUGUGCGGACUGAAGAACGAAAUAUGAGAUGUAUUAUAUAGUUCAUUGUCCGUCUUUAAUGCCAUAUUCGUGUAGUUUUACACUAAUGUCAAACGAGUAAAUACUUUUUUAUACAAAACUAGUUUGGGCUAAGUCGCUAACGCUAGCUAGACAAACAGCUGAAUUGCUAGCAAAUCUGGAGAACACUCUACCUGUGCAGGGGUGAUAUUAUUUCAUCGAACUGGAGUCAUGGCGCUGCUCGGAGGCUGAUCCUGUAGUAGUAUUACCUCAUUACCGCCCGUCGUGUUUAUCAUCGACUAAACGCCUGUCAACAAAAUGUCACUGGAAGAGUUUGAGAGACAUUACGCGUCUCUCUCGGACUCGGGGUGUGAGUCAGUGAGCGGCGGCCCUGCUCCAGGCCUGUUCAGCGGGGAGGAGGAGAAGCUACACUACAUUCCCAUCAGGGUACUGGGCAAAGGGGCUUUCGGGGAAGCCACCUUAUACAGACGCACAGAGGAUAACUCCUUAGUGGUUUGGAAGGAGAUUGAGCUGACCUGUCUGCCAGAUAAAAAGCUCAGAGAUGUCAUGAAUGAAAUCAGCAUCCUGUCCAUUCUCCAUCAUAACAACAUUAUAGCGUAUUACAACCACUUCAUUGACAAGAACACCAUGCUGAUUGAGCUGGAAUAUUGCAACGGUGGAAAUCUGCAUGAGAAGAUUAACCAACAGAAAGGGAAACUCUUUACACAGGAGGUUGUUACAUGGUAUCUGUUCCAAAUUGCAUCAGCUGUGGCUCAUAUUCAUAAAGCUGGUGUUCUACAUAGGGACAUAAAAACAUUGAAUAUCUUCCUCACCAAGACCAACUUAAUAAAGCUAGGAGACUAUGGUUUGGCCAAGAAGCUGGAUUCAGAGUAUUCAAUGGCAGAGACAUGUGUAGGCACUCCUUAUUACAUGUCACCGGAGCUUUGUCAAGGGGAGAAGUACAACUUUAAAUCAGACAUCUGGGCCAUGGGCUGCGUUUUAUAUGAGCUUCUGACUCUCACCAGGACCUUUGAUGCGACGAAUCCACUAAAUCUAUGUGUGAAGAUUGUCCAGGGCAACUUUACUAUGGAGAUGAACUCAGAUGUUUAUUCAUCAGAGCUCAUAAAGAUAGUCCUUGAAUGCUUAGAUCCGGAUCCAGAGAAGAGACCUACAGCUGAUCAGAUUCUUGACUGGCCUAUAAUCUCCUGUGAUAAACUGAAGUUUGAGGGGCGUGUGGCUGCACUGAAUUCAGCCAUAAGGAAGCCCAGGUUGAGUGCAGUAUCAGACACCCCCGUUGCUGUAGUAACCACCCGUUCUAGAGAAUUGUAUUUCUGGGGAGGAGGGAAGUUCACCCCUCAGAAGCUGGACGUUUUUAAGGGUGGCACAAGUGCUCAGCAUGUGUGUGCAGGGGAGACGCAUUUCGCUGUGGUUACUGUCGAGAAAGAGCUUUACACUUGGGCUAGUGUUCAAGGUGGUGCGAAAAUGGUGGGCCAGCUUGGGCAUGGAGAUCAGGCCUCAUAUCGGCAACCUCGCAAGGUGGAAUAUCUGCAGGGAAAAGCCGUGAGACAGGUGUCUUGUGGGGCAGACUUUACUGCCUGUGUAACUGAUGAGGACCAAAUGUACAUGUUUGGCUCAGACUAUUAUGGCUGUAUAGGUGUGGAGAAUGAAAUGGGUAUGGAAAUUCUUGAGCCAGUUCUGCUGGAGUUUUUUCAGGAACGACCAGUGCGACAGGUGUCUUGUGGAGAUAACCAUGUGGUAGUGCUGACUCACAAGGGAGAAAUCUAUUCCUGGGGCUGUGGAGAACAUGGUAGACUUGGCCUGGACUGUGAGGAUGAUUUCAACUCUCCUAUGCUAGUGAAAGUACCAAAGAGCGCCUCAAUUUACUCUGUGUGCUGUGGCAACGAUGGGACAUUUCUCCUUACAGAUUCUGGAAAAGUCUUAGCCUGUGGAAGCAACGAGUUUAACAAGCUUGGUCUCAAUCAAGGCAUUACUGGUAUUAAGAACCACCCUCGGGAGGGUUGUCAAGACAUACCCUACACAACAACUCUGACAUUAGUGAAGCUGCUUGCCCACUUUAAGAUCCAAAUCAUUGCCCCUGGGAAAACUCAUACAGCAGCCAUUGAUGAGAGGGGACGUCUGAUGACAUUUGGCUGUAAUAAAUAUGGCCAGCUUGGUGUGAAGGACUUUAAGAAACAUCAAGGGGUUCAACUGCUUUUAGGACCCUUUGGAGGAAAAUAUGUCUCCAAAGUGUCCUGUGGAGAUGGCUUCACAAUUGCUGCUACAGAGGAUAAUCAAAUCUUUGCAUGGGGGAAUGCAGGAAAUGGCCGUUUAGGCAUGCCGGCAGAUCGAGGGUUCGGCUCUGAGGUUUGCCCGGCCCUUCCUCGCCCCAUAUUUGGUUCCCUACAUUACGUGCCUGACUUGUCUUGUCGUGGUUGGCACACAAUCAUUAUCAUGGAAAAGCUGCUAAACUCCAAAACAAUCCGUUCAAACAGUAGUGGACUGUCCGUUGGCAGUGGCAUAGGUCAGAGCUCCAGCUCCUCUUUGGACUUGGGUAUUGAGCCUUUGUCAGACUCCGAGCUGCGAGAGGGCAUUAUGGGAGGCACAGUGGAGGUUCACUUGGAGGAAAGAGGACCUGAGACUCCAUCAAUGGCAUUAAUGGAGAGCAAGACCAAUGGGAGUUCUUGUCCAUCUUGGCUUCGCAAGGAGCUGCUGGAUGCAGAAUUCAUUCCCAUACCUGAUGGCUCCAGAGAUUCCCUAUCUAGCCCUCUGGAUACGUCUUUUACAGAACGUGCCACACUGCCGUAUGAAGAGCUUCAAGAACUAAAGGCAGCUGCUGCAGCUGCUGCUAGUGGGAAUGGCUUCAUGCAAACAGUAUGGAUAGACUCUAAAAGCAUAAAUGGUGUGGACUCUGGAACUUCGAAGAAAAGUAACCUGCCACAACAACAUGCACAACAGACUUGCUGCCAAGCGAGCAGUGAGCUUGCACAGCUAAAAGAAAUAGUGAAAAAGCAAAAUGCAACGAUCCAGCUGUUACAGAAACAGUACAACGACCAGCUCCAAGAGAACGAGAGGCUGCAGAAAACCAUUAAUGACCUCAAAAAAAGCUCUUUUCAUUGUGACAAGAGCAACCAUCAAGAUGAAGAAGAAUGACUGGGAGAAUGAGACAUCACAUGGAUUUUAUAACUGAGAGCAAAUAAGGGUCUUCUCUGAACCGAAACCUCAGUGAGUGAGUAGGAGAAUGGGGAAUAUGUUAGUCAUUUGGAACUAAAUCUUCCUGCCAUCACAGUGUGAGGGGAAGGACUGUGCAUCACAAAAUAUUGUUGCUGCCUUUUGUUAAUAAUGAAAGAUUUUUUAUAGCAAUAUACGGUUAUACCAGUUGGCCACUGCAUUCCUGCUGCAUCAUGUUUGUUUGUGUGUAUGUUUACGCAACAGUGUAUACAUCUUUUUAUUCUUGAACCACAAUAUCAAUCAUUUGAGUUCAGAUCUUUUAAAAGUCUAUUUGGAUUAUGCAAGGUAUUUUCAAAACAUCACCUUUAAGCUUUAAGGUAGUUCAUGUGUGGUGCAGUUAUUGUCAGUAUCUAUCUGUACACCAAAUUGUCUUAUGUAGUUUUUCUCACAGGAGAAAAUACAUGGGCAUUUUUUUUCUCUCGGUAGAUUAGUGGGCUUGUAAGAUAUGCAAAAACUAUUUUUUUUUUCUGUACUUUCAUAUAUAUGCCUCAACAUAUUUUAUUUUGAAGAAUUAUUGACAUCGGCAACAAAUGAGAACCAUAUGAAAUUUUUACUCCGUUAUGUGCAAAUGUGUAUACGAAUGGUUUUUACAUAUCAUCAAAGAAUCUGUGACAAAGAAUGUACUACUGAUUUCCACUUUAUGUAUGCUUUUUUUCCCCUCUUGUGGUUGCAGUGUAUUUUUAUAUAGUUCAGGUGUCACUAAUGAGAGAUGACCUACUUCGGACUGAUCUUUAUGCAAGUGUUUCUAAAUCUGGGUUGCUCUUGGGCUGCUUCUUAUUUCUUUAUUUGCACCUGCUUGAUUACUUGUUUCUUCUUGAUGAAAACAAGAAUUGCAGGUGAACAUACUAACCAGCUGCCUUUGCUUGCUGAAACAUCAACUUAAAACAAUGAUUUUAUAAUUCAUAGGGCAUAAUGACGGGGGGUUGUAAAACAAAACAAAACAAAAAAAAAAGUGGAUUAAGCCAUGGCUUUAGCAAAAGUUUUGCUAAAUCAAUCUAUUACAAUUUAAUUUAGCCAAUUAAAAAAAAAUCUCUAUGGGAUCAAUAAAGUAUUUUGAUUAUGAAAAAGAAAACCUAUUUGGAAAUCUGAAUUUUGGUUUGGAAUGUUUGUUUUUGUUUGGAUGGACUUCCUGACUACCACCAUAGAUCCUGGGGGCUGGGAUUUGUUUGUGUGAGAAUCAUUCUUUUUUUUUUUUCUUCAAAAAAACAAAACAAAACAAAAAAAUAGUACUGUAAUAAAUUUUUGAGCUCUGCAUCUUUUUAGUGUCUUUGUAUAUGAAUGUGGGGUACUCUGUUACACACCUACCAGGAUGUUAAAUGAUGUGUGGUAUACAUUAUUUCAAUAUCCUUUUGUAUUUAAAAAUCCUAUAUGUAACAUUUUAUUGAGAUGGGUAUGCCAAAAGUGUACAAUGUGUACAUCCACUCUCCGAGCACAGCAAAUUCUCUGCUUUUUAAAGGUACAAUGAAACCAGACAUUUUUUUGUAUCUUUGUGUGUGGAUUGCAUAAUUCAAUUUUUUUAUUUUGUUUUCUUUAUGGUAAUUUAUUUUUAAUUUGUAAAGCUAUAAAGCAAAUUGCCAAAACAUCAUUGCAAACCCUAAGCUGUGGCCUGCAAACUCUCUCUCUAGCUCUCGCUCUCUCGCUCUCUCACGCACACACACAUUACACUUUUCUACAUUGACAAAUUUUCACCAAAGAUUUUAUGCCCCAUGUGUCACUGAUGUAUUGAAGUGUUUUCCAUAUGUAACUGCAUAUACUUAAAAAAAGAAUUGCAUGCAUCAUAUUAAUAAAAGCCCUGAAGUUUU